Messenger RNA from Homarus americanus (American lobster), 4946 nucleotides. RefSeq lists its product as uncharacterized. Bases 100 to 3681 code for a protein of 1193 amino acids. The transcript is spliced from 9 exons. NCBI's taxonomy places the organism in Eukaryota, Metazoa, Arthropoda, Malacostraca, Decapoda, Nephropidae. The record is from RefSeq and is a predicted model, not a curated record.
AGUGUACAAACGAGUACCAUGUGUGAGAGAGAGACCAUCAACAACCUGGUUAUUUAAGCCAUUAUCUUGACCUACUGAUGAGUAUACUACACCCACGUGAUGGAGAUACCAACCAAGAAUAAAUCUGGAGAGAGCACAGGAGUGUCGCGGUCCGGACGGGUCAGAAAGAAAUCGUCCAAACUGGCCGAUUUCGAGUCGCCCGACGAGAUCGACACACGGUUCAAGCGGAAGACCGACCGACCCCAAAAGUCACCGAAGGUCAUGAAGCUUGGGCAUCCGAUGGGCGCGGAUAUCUACGACGACUCGGACAGUUUCAUGGAUGAUGACGUAAUCGACGUUAAGGACGAACCCCUAGAGGUGGAUGACUGGGGGGAGAAUGAGGAGGUGGACGACGACAUGUGUGAUGACGGCGAUGAUCGAGAAGACGCCACCGACCCUCUCCAGGUUGACGACGAUUCCACCGACAUGCCGAGAGAAUCGUCCAAUUACAGUCUGGCCCAGUCGCUGUACUUCUCGGAGAAACAGGGCAAGAAGAACAUCAUGCUCAAGGACGGACAAGUCGUACGGCGUAAGAAGGCCCAACGUAAGGAUAAAGGGAAGUCGAGGUUUACAGCUUACAUGCUCUGGGCGCGUGAGAUUCGUCCCGGCAUCAUUCAGGCAAAUCCUAACAUGGAUUUCUCGGCUGUCAACAAGAGGCUGGGAGAGCUGUGGGCCUUAGUGCCUACCACUCAGAAAUAUAAUUGGAAGCGUCGAGCCAAACGUCUGGCUGCUAAAGGCAACCAGAAGGGGUCCAUGAUCAGCACGGGGAAGGCGGCCAAGCAGUCGCAGAACACCGUCCGCAGCAACCUCAUCAACAAGGGCGGCGUCAAGCCCCAGCAGGUGAUACGUACGACGUCCAAACAGCCCGACGUCGGACAGUCUGCCCCGGCACCCACGCAGAAGACCCACGUCGCCACGCCAAAACGUGUUGCAAGAAUUGGUUCACCGAGGACAAGACAGAAAGCCAGUGACUCACUUACCAAAGGUGAAGUGUCGAGAAACAUAACAGAAGGUUUUACGGUGGUCAGUGAGGGCGUCAAGAUAGAGGAGGAGGUGGAGCAAGUAACGACACAGUCUGUUCUGACGGCCCAGGACGUACACAACAUGGCCAACGUCAUUAAACAGUCGAUCUUGAACAGUGAGGAAUUAAAGAAAGGGGCCACUUUGACAUUACAGGCUGUUUUGAAGGCCGAACACGUAGAAAACGCGGCCAAACUAACAACGCAAUGUAUUUUGAAGGCCGAUGGCGUAAACAAAACAGACAAUGUGACGAGACACUCCACUCCGACGACCGAACCGGUAAACGAUACGUGUGCCAUGAAGACACAGUCCGUUGAUGAGUGCAACAGCCUGUCAGACUUUCACGUCACGAAGACAGAAAUAUUGGAAGGCAAGGUCGUUUACACUGUGACCAGAACCGUCAAAAGCAAGAACAUGAAGAUAAUUGUGAGCGACUCGGCGAAGGACUGCAAGGGACGCCCCGAGGUGCCGGCGAGGUCGACAGCCGCCGACGACGUCUCGGCGAACGGCGGUGGAAACUUCGGAGACGAUUCGGAAAUUGUCAAAGCGAAUCGCGGGAAGACCGACAUAGUUCCCGUCAAGGUGACCGUGCUAAAGGGGCGCCCGAAGGCGGACGAUGCGGCCAAAUUCACGUCGCCCUCCGUCUCGAAGACCGGAAACGGAUGCACGGUGAAGAUCGUGACGGAGGGGCCGCAGGGCUCCAAGGCCGCGGGGAUGCAGAAGACGAUCGCCGCCGUAUUUAAGGACAUCGGCAGAUACCACGAGUGUUGUCCCGAGAUGCUGGAGAGUGCCAUAAGGGCGACACUCUUGAGAAAGGUGGCCCAGUCGCUGGCUUCAGAGAUUUUCUGCAUCUACGUCGGGAGGCUCAGUAGAUGCCUCAGGUUGAUGCCCCUGCUGACCAACGCCACGAAAGACAAGACGUACCAGAGGACGUUGACUCGGUUCUCUUCCAUGACCGACGCGGACAGGUUCUUCGAGUGGAUGUUGAGGAUGAGACAGAUGGGACGACUGCCCGUAGAGCGGGACAAACACCUCGUAGCUUUCUACCUCGGGAUGGACAAGGUCCCUCAGGGCCUCCGCACCUUCCUCCUCCGAUACGGGGAACAAAGUGUAGAUUACCAGGACUGGUGCUACAUGACCAGACCCGCGAUCAACAACUGGAAGCUCAGACUCAGUCGACACCUCAACCUCCACCACGGCGUCAGCCCGGAAGAGCUGUUGUCCGAGGGUAAUUCCCACCGUAUCUUUAGCUGCGUGGAACUGUCUCUCUCCCUCGCGCGCGUCGCCACGGAGGUCUACGUCCAGCGGGGGUACAAAAACACGUACAGCUUCGCGGGUCUGUCCGACGAAGGCACGUGCACGAUGGUGACGUUCUCCGCGGCCGGUCUCUUCCUCAAGCCCCUCGUCCUCCGGGCGGGUUACUCCAUGCCGCCGUGGAGUCGGUCGGGGCUGGUGGACGAGACUCUGUUCCACAGUGGGGCGUCCGCCGACGGUCAGUUAGACCCGCUGGUCUUCCUCAGUUGGCUCAAGCUCUUUAAUGCCGAGAUAGAGGAGAACAAGAUAAAGAAGCCCGUCUUACUGUUGGUCCACGGCCACCCCUGCCACGCCAGCCCGGCCGCGGCCACCUACUGCCGCAGGGAAGGAAUAAUACUCUUCUCCCACUAUCACUGGCCCCUCAACCUUAUGGAUCCAUUUCUGAGAAUGUCGAGUAAGUUUCACUACCACUACGAGGCGAGCGUCCGCAAGUUUCAAGACUCGGUCGGGGACAAGCCUCUCAAGAAGAAACACUUCCCCGCGGUGCUCCUGGACGCCCUGAGUCUCUUGAAGGAGCAGAAGGAGGUGGCUGUGUCUGCCUUCUUCGCCAGCGGUCUGGUGCCGUUUAACAUGGCGUGUAUUAAGUCCAAUCUGCACACCAGUUGUUUAACGUCUGCCUACACGGAUCUGAUGCCUUACCCGGUCAAGCUGUGCAGGACCAGAUCGUGGUACGGGAGCGACGGCGUCUCGGGUAAGACGUUUGAACCGGCGCCCCAGAUACACCUUCCUUACUGGUGUGACUUAUCCUUACCUCACACUCUACAGAAGAUGCUGCAGGGUCUGCCCUCACCCAAGGAUGUGCUCCGACUGGAAGACCCCCUGCUGGUGCGUCACGAGCCCCUGCUGUCGGACGCAACCCAUAAAGACGUGGUUCACGUGUACCAACGGUCGGGCGGAGGGGGGUGGGGGGGCGACGGUCACAUCAGGGAGGAUCCCGUACUCGAGACGGACGACGGCGUCUUCGUCACCUGCGAUGACCUGCUCUAUGCUUUCUCCCGGGACGCGGAGACGGACGACGCCGGAGCCUCGGGAGAUUCUUGGUCUACGGGGCCGGGCGGCGACGCAGCCACAUGCCAGGAGAGUCUUCUCGGCGACCGGGGACGCCGCGGCGAGAUCGACGACCGGGACGCGACUCCCGGCGAGUUCCGUGGCGUCCGGUACCUUGCCGAAAACAACGACGCGGACUCCGCCGCUUCGGAGACGUUCAAGAUACCGUGCGUGUAUAUCAAGUGUGAAAACCACGGAGACCCACUGCCCACAGGUGAACCGCGGGCGGCUAGGAGUGGUGACAGAGAUACAGAGUUGUAACCAGUGAACAAAUGAACAGUUGUAAAUACACAACUGGUGUACUACAUUUAUUGUAAAAAAUUGACUUGAUGUCUGUAAAUACUCAUUAUUGUAGAAAAUGGACAUAAUGCAGUACAUUACAGAUACAUAGCUACAGGUUACAAAAAGAAUGAGUAUAAUUUUGUAAAUACUUAUACUGUAACCAAGUGACCGGGUCUUUGUCGUCCCUGGCCAUAACUGCAGUGAGUCGCUCAAAUGGGACGGUCGUUUGUUAGUAUCGUUCAGCCUCGGUUAAGUACACUACAGUAUUAUGUUUUGGAGUUAGGACGACAACCGGGUAUUUGUCGGACGAGAUUUGGAUAGGUUAGGAUAGGUAAUGGCUGUGACCCUCUUUGUAGGUCAGGUUAGGAUAGGUUAGGACCCUCUCCGUAGGUCAGGUUAGGAUAGGUUAGGACCCUCUCCGUAGGUCACAUUAUGCCAUAGAGUGAUGCGUCCUUCCCGUCGCGUACAGACUAAACACAUGACCGACACCGUAACAUAUCUCAGGAAAGAUGUUUACACGCUGCCCUACGGAAGUCGUGUGAGUGGUAUGACGGUAACAUUGUCCUCGAGGGGUUGAUGUGUGAGGUCUGCGGGGACAAUGUUGCCGUCAUAACACUGUGCGAGUCUUCACGCACUCACUUCUAGAAGCCAAUAAGACGCUGGAAUUUAGGGUAAUUAAACUGGUGAUUUUUUUACUAUAUAGCAAAUAAACUGUCAUUAUAUAUUGUAUGUUAUGUCAAGAUUGAUUUUUUAUGUUAUUCUUGAGGUCAUUAAUCUCAGAAACUUUUAUUACCUAGUCGAGGUAAACAGUGGAACCUCUAUUUAAUGGACUAUAUGGAGGUAAGUCUACUAUAUCGAGGUUUCACUGCUGCCAAAUGUUAUGUUGCAAUAUUCUCAGAAAAGAUACAAAUUUAUGUUACAAUUUAUAUAAGAAACUUUGUAAAUAAUUAAUAGAUAAAUUGUCUUGAGAUGUGAUAAUUCAUUAUUUUUUUUAAGAAACUUGUAAAUAUUUAAAAGGAAAUAUUUUAUCUUGGAACCUCCAUUUAGUGGACUAUAUGUAAGUAAGUCUACUAUAUCAAGGUUUCACUGCUGCCAAAUGUUAUGUUGUAAUAUUCUCAGAGAAGAUAAAAAUUUAUGUUACAAUUUAUUUAAGAAACUUUGUAGAUAAUUAAUACAGGUUGACAUCCCUCUAUCCGAAAACCGAAAAAAAAAUUGUGGGGCAAUUUUUUUUUUUUUUCUUUUUU